UCCCCGAGGGGCUCGGCAGCGGCGAUGCCCAGGCGCAGCAUCGCCGAGGUGAAGGUGCUGGACGUGCAGAAGCGGCGCAUCCCCAACAAGCACUAUGUGUACAUCAUCAAGGUCACCUGGUCCAAUGGAGCCACCGAGGUCAUUUACAGACGGUACAGCAAGUUCUUCGACCUGCAGAUGCAGAUGCUGGACAAGUUCCCCAUGGAAGGAGGCCAGAAGGACCCCAAGCAGAGGAUCAUCCCCUUUCUGCCAGGGAAGAUUCUCUUCCGCCGGAGCCACAUCCGCGACGUGGCGGUGAAACGGCUGAUCCCCAUCGAUGAGUACUGCAAGGCUCUGAUCCAGCUGCCCCCCUACAUCUCCCAGUGUGAGGAGGUGCUGCAGUUCUUCGAGACACGGCCCGACGACCUGAGCCCCCCCAAAGAGGAGCCCAUUGGGAAGAAGAGGUCUGGAGCUGACUGUGCCUCGGCUGAGCCGCUGGUGCUGGAGCAGUAUGUCGUGGUGGCCGACUACCAGAAGCAGGAGAGCUCGGAGAUCAGCCUGAGCGUGGGCCAGGUGGUGGAUAUCAUUGAGAAGAACGAAUCAGGCUGGUGGUUUGUGAGCACGCUGGAGGAGCAAGGCUGGGUGCCAGCCACCUGCCUGGAGGCCCAGGAUGGAGUCCAGGAUGAGUUCUCAAUGCAGCCUGAUGAAGUGCCAUGGAGGUACUGGUCCCUGCCCAGGCACCUCGGCCGCCGCCGCACCCUCGGGGACUUGUACACCCCUGGAUGGGCUCAAGAGGAGAAGUACACGGUGAUUUACCCCUACACUGCAAGAGACCAGGAUGAGAUGAACCUGGACAAAGGGGCCGUGGUGGUGGUGACCCAGAAGAACCUGGAGGGCUGGUGGAAAAUCAGGUACCAGGGCCAGGAGGGCUGGGCCCCUGCCUCCUACCUCAGGAAGGGCAAUGGAGAUGGCUUCGCACCCAAGCUGGGCUCCUCGGCUCACUCCAGUGCCCUGGAGCUGGAUGGCAUCUCCAGGCAGCAGCUGCUGGCCAGCAGGGACAAGGACGGGCUGGGGGGCCAGAGGGACAGCAGGCUGGAGAGCCGGGCCCUGCCCAGCGCCGACAUCCGCCGCAAGUCCCCAAAGAUGAGGCAGAGGCCACCUCCUCGCCGAGACCUCACCAUACCCCGUGGUCUGAACCUGCCCAAGCCUCCUGUCCCCCCUCAAGUGGAAGAGGAAUAUUACACCAUUGCUGACUUCCAGACCACCAUCCCUGAUGGCAUCAGCUUCCAGGCAGGAAUGAAAGUAGAGGUUAUUGAGAAGAACCUGAGUGGCUGGUGGUACAUCCAGAUCGAGGAGAAGGAGGGCUGGGCCCCUGCCACCUUCAUUGACAAGUACAAGAAAACCAGCAACGCCUCCAGGCCCAAUUUCCUGGCUCCCCUUCCCAACGAGAUGGCACAGCUGCGGCUCGGUGACACCGAUGGCAGCAGCGCCAGCGAGGAGGUGACAGGGCCCUGCCGACCCCUGCCAGAGGCUCCUCCCAACGGCAUGGACUGCACUGGCAGGUGGGGCAAGGACUGGAAGGGGAAGGAGGCUCCUGACAGCGGGGACCUGUCCUUUGCCGGGGGCUACGAGGAGAUCUCGGACCGCGACACGGAGGAGAAGCCCAGCCUCCCACCCAGGAAGGAGUCCAUCAUCAAAUCAGAAGGAGAGUUACUAGAGAGGCAGAGGCCUCCCCCCAAGCCCCCAGGCAUGAUUUUGCCCAUGAUCCCACCCAAGCAGUCGGCAGCCCCGAAGGACAGCAAGAAGCCGGAGCUCAAAGCGGAGAAGGCCAAACUCUUCCAGCUGAAGAAUGAAAUGGGGCUGGAGUGUGGACACAAGGUGUCGGCCAAGGAGGUGAAGAAGCCAAACCUCCGGCCCAUUGUCAAGCCAACCAAGCCAAAAGCUGAGCCCGUGGAGGACAAACCUGAGCCCAUCACCCAGAACCUGUUCUUGAAGUCAAGACCUCAGAUCAGGCCGAAACCCGCCGCGUCCCCCCGGCCUGAGCCACCCCCAGCCGAUGACAGACUGGACAUUUGCAGCCUGCGGAGCAAGCUGAGACCUGCCAAGUGCCCAGAGAAGCCCUCAGAGCAGGACCCUGCUGCUGGGGAAAGCUCCUUCAGCAAUGCCAUGCUCUCCUCAGAGCCUUGCGGGCGCUUUCCGGAGCGGCCGGGCACGGAGAGCAAAGCCCUUCCCAAGCUGGACAUUGCCCCCAAAGAGGCACUGCCCAAACCUCCCCUGGGCCCAGCCAGCCCCCCGUGUGCCAGGGACGCCCCUCAGCGCCCAGUGGUGCCCCCUCGCAGGCCUCCCCCUCCCAAGAAGAUGGGGGCUCCUGCGGCCAUGCCCGCCGAGCCCAGGGCCCCCUCACGGGAGGCUCCCGAGGCCAGGCCCUCAGCAGUGCCAGGCAGGCCCAUGCUGGUCCCUCCCAAAGCCAAGCCCUUCCUCGCUGCCUGCAUGCAGGACGAAGCCAAAGCCAGGAGCAGUAUAAACCCAAAGGUCAUCUCCAAACCCGUGGAGAGAGGGGAGGCCAGGGAGAGGCCCUCAGCCGCCAUGUCCGGGCCCGACGUCUCCAGGGAAGCUCUGUACGUGGCAGUGGCGGAUUUUGAAGGUGACGAGGAGACCAACAGCUUCAGAGAAGGGACUUUGUUUGAAGUUCGUGAGAAGAACAGCAGUGGCUGGUGGUUCUGCAGGGUCCUGGCUGGGGGGCCGUGCUGGGAGGGCUGGAUCCCUUCCAACUACCUGCGGAAGAAGCCGUAGCUGCUCCACGGCUGGAGGCUCCCUGGUCUCUCACCUGAGUAUUUAAUGAGCAGAUUAAUUUAUAGUUUUCUGUAAGGCUGGCUUUAAAAGAGAAGAUAAUAAUUGGAGAUCCCACGCCUCCCAGCUGGAGGAAGCAGCUCAGCCUCCUCUCCUCACCCCUGUGCUCCCUGUACCCAUCCUCCUCCUCACAUUCCCCAAAGGACUCGGCUCCCGUGGUUCUCUGUGCUGGGGAGAUGGACCUUGAGUGACAUUUUGCCACCUCUGUGGUGAACUGGAGAGAAAUCCAGCAGCAGCCAGGUGGAAUGGAACCAAUGCAAGGAAUCACAGCAGGAUUUGCCUUUCCCUGAAGC
This is a messenger RNA of Melozone crissalis (California towhee), 3122 nucleotides long. RefSeq names its product SH3 and PX domains 2B (gene SH3PXD2B). Lineage: Eukaryota; Metazoa; Chordata; Aves; Passeriformes; Passerellidae. Gene Ontology annotation, molecular function: superoxide-generating NADPH oxidase activator activity; phosphatidylinositol binding; protein binding. The transcript is spliced from 14 exons. The record is from RefSeq and is a predicted model, not a curated record. Gene Ontology annotation, biological process: superoxide anion generation. Bases 25 to 2772 code for a protein of 915 amino acids.